ACAUUGCAAGCUGAUCCCGUUCACGGGAUCAAGAAUCUUCUUUGAACACCACCAUCUAUUUUUGAGAUUGGAUUUUCUUGUCAAUACAUUGCCCUUUGGAUUGCUUCUUCUCUUUGACCCUACACCUGCUAAGUAUAAGUCCGGGAUUUGCUCAGAUCAUCACACCAUGUCGACUGCCCCGCUUGCCUCAGAGAGGAAGACGUUCAACAUCGGUACUCGCAAGUCAAAGCUUGCGCUCGCGCAAACCUAUAUGGUUGUGGAUGCAUUGAAGAAAGAGUAUCCUCAAUAUGAAUUCAAUAUCAAGUCAAAGGAUACCGCCGGCGAUCGCGACAAAAUCACCGCCUUCAAAGACAUGCAGACGAAGAAUUUGUGGACGGAAGAGUUGGAAGAAUUACUGAUUGGCGGGCAACUAGAUUUUAUUGUUCAUUCUCUCAAGGAUGUCCCUACCUUACUACCCCCUACUUGUGCCCUAGGAGGCGUUCUUCCUCGUGAAGAUCCAAGAGAUGUGCUUAUAGUCAAGCCCGGUCUUCCGUAUACCUCUCUCGCGGAAAUUCCUGCCGGCUCUGUCGUGGGGACCUCAUCAAUCCGCCGCACGGCUCAAUUGGCCAUGAAAUUCCCACAUUUGAAAGUUCAAAGCCUCCGCGGUAACAUUGACACGCGAUUGGCGAAACUAGACGGAGAAGACAGCCCGUACACAUGCAUUAUCCUAGCAGCGGCGGGAUUAUUACGGACUGGAAUGGGACAUAGAAUCACGCAAUAUCUUGACUCGAGGAGUGGCAGUCUCUUAUAUGCCGUGGGCCAAGGUGCGAUCGGCAUUGAGGUCCGUUCUGAUGAUGGGCUCGUUCUGGAAAUGCUCAACAAGGUCGGGGAUCAGAAGACGUUCAAGGAAGUUCUAGCUGAGCGCAGUUUGCUUAGAACAAUAGAAGGCGGAUGUAGUGCGCCACUUGGUGUAGAAUCAGAGUGGAUCAACGAGGUGGAAGGCACGACAAAGCUGCAUGUCCGAUCCAUCAUUGUUAGUGUGGAUGGUAAACGCCAUUCUACUGCUGAAUUGGAGAAAGUCAUUGAGAGCGCCGCGGCUGCCGAGACAUUUGGAUUGGAGUUGGCUCAGGAGCUAAUUGCGAAUGGCGCUGGACCAAUUCUUGAGGAAAUUAAGCAAAACAAGGUUACUUCAUGAUUAGACAAGACAGUGUUGAUUAGAUACAGCUCAGAUGGCAUCUAUAAGGAGACGCUGGGCAUCUCCUGAAUGCAUACAUGUGUUUUAGAAGUCAACAGGACAAAAGCUGGUAUAAAGUCCCAAUGUAAAUAAUUGGCGAGAUUUAUACUCACACUUGCAUUCAAAUUGUCCCUCGCCGGCAAGAGACUAGAGACAUCAACCUCUGUUUAAGGUAUUUCCUGAUCCUCUCGGGUUAUCUUCUUUAAACUCGUCCCAAGCACGCGCUUUCAUCGUCUCUUCAUCAGCCUUAUCCAAAUCAUCCUCGUCAGGUUCCGGAACCUCGUUGCUGGUUCCUCCUUCAAGGAUACCACCACGCCUUCGUUCCUCUUCCAAGUAUUCAUCAAUAGUCAUAGUAGGCAGAUUAUGUCCUGGUCUAAAGACGCCUUGCUGGAGCUCGGUACGCUUAUUCGUGAGCGUAAAUGGUUGUAGAGGUUUUCCGGAUUUGCUCAGGAGGGGACCUCCUCGGCCACCCUGGAGAAGUUGGCUGAGGGGACCGUCUAGCCUUUCGGAAUAAUUGUUUUUGUCCGGCGUAUUCCUACUCCUUGGAUCAUCCUGCGGAGCUGAAACGGGAGGCGCAUGUCGCAUUUGUGAUAGCAUUUCUAAUUCCUGAGCAAUCAUAUCGAGAGAUUGGAAAGUCUGAUGUGUGUAGAGAUUUAUUUCGGCCAGGUAUAAUUUCCUCGUCGCUUCAUCAUCACUCUGGAGUCGA
Messenger RNA from Talaromyces stipitatus ATCC 10500, 1919 nucleotides. RefSeq names its product hydroxymethylbilane synthase, putative. Gene Ontology annotation, molecular function: hydroxymethylbilane synthase activity. The record is from RefSeq and is a predicted model, not a curated record. The transcript has 2 exons. Gene Ontology annotation, biological process: heme biosynthetic process. The coding region runs from base 167 to 1174 and encodes 335 amino acids. Gene Ontology annotation, cellular component: cytoplasm. Lineage: Eukaryota; Fungi; Ascomycota; Eurotiomycetes; Eurotiales; Trichocomaceae.